This is a messenger RNA of Puccinia triticina, 651 nucleotides long. RefSeq lists its product as uncharacterized. Gene Ontology annotation, cellular component: Golgi apparatus. The record is from RefSeq and is a predicted model, not a curated record. Lineage: Eukaryota; Fungi; Basidiomycota; Pucciniomycetes; Pucciniales; Pucciniaceae. The transcript is spliced from 7 exons. Bases 1 to 651 code for a protein of 216 amino acids. Gene Ontology annotation, molecular function: GTP binding; GTPase activity.
AUGGCCACAUGGGAUUACGUCAUGAAAUUUGUGGUAGUCGGAGAUUCGAGUACAGGCAAAUCUUCGCUAUUGGUUCAACUGACUGAUAAACGGUUUUUAGGUCAAUCAGAUCCAACCAUUGGUGUAGAGUUUGGCGCAUCAUUAAUCUCCCUGCCGAACGGAAAAACUAUCAAGGCUCAAGUUUGGGAUACCGCCGGACAGGAAAGCUUCCGAUCAAUCACUCGGUCAUAUUACCGCGGAGCAGCCGGAGCCCUACUAGUGUUCGACACAACCCAUCGGCAAUCGUUUCUCAACCUCUCACAGUGGCACGAGGAUCUGAAGUCAUACGGAGACCCGGAUCUAACGGUGGUUGUUGUCGGAAAUAAAUCGGAUCUGUGUCCCUCGACGGGCGAUGAUUCUGGCCACCCUCCAGCAGCAUCUCGACAAGUCACUCAUGAUGAAGCUUUGAGUUGGGCCCACGAAAGAGGACUCGAAUAUAUCGAAACGAGUGCGAAAACCGGUGCAAACGUCGAAGAAGCCUUUGCUAAGGUUGCCCGAAAGAUUUAUGAGUCUGGACGAUUGGAUCUCCAGAACCGCUCGAAUCAACAACGGCCUGGAACCAGUUUUCCCCUCCCUAAUAAUAGCCACAAUCAAAAGCGGUGUUGUGGAUAG